Molecule: messenger RNA, 3195 nt
Organism: Closterium sp. NIES-65
Lineage: Eukaryota; Viridiplantae; Streptophyta; Zygnematophyceae; Desmidiales; Closteriaceae
Source: the annotation of a GenBank genome assembly
AUGGCAGCAGUCGGAGUCACACCCAACCGGCAGUUUUGUCUGCUUCUGGUGGAGGCUUAUCUGAGGGACGGGAGGGUGGAAGAAGCGGAGGAGGCGUGUGAGAGAGUGAGGGAGGAGGGGUGGAAGGUUCCUGGGAAGGUUCUGAGAUGGAUCGUGCGGGCUUGGGCUAGAGAGGGGAGAGCAGGGGAGGCAGAAGAGGGAGUGAGGGAGAUGGUGAAGGAAGGGGUCCAAUUGGACGUUGCCACGUGUAACAGCAUGAUUGGGUUAUAUGCUCGUGUGGGGGCGUAUGACAAGGCAGGGAGAGUGUGGGAGUGGAUGGAGGAGAAUGGUGGAGAAGAGGAGGAGGAAACGGAAGGGGAGUGGGGAGAGAGCGGAGGGGAGUGGGAAGAGAAGGGAGGAGGGGAAGGGGGGAGGAAGAGGAGGAAAGGGAAUGAUUGCACCCCAACCGAAGCAACUUAUCGUGCUCUCAUUCGCAUGUACACCCAUGCGGGCAUGCCCAACGAAGCCAUUCACGUGCUGCAUGCCAUGAGCGCCCGCGGUCUCCCAUGGAGGGAUGGCCUGCUGGCAUCUGUCAUUCGCUGCCUUGCUGCUGCUGGCAGGUGGAGAGAAGCUGAAGACCUAUUUCACAGAGCACAGCACAUGGUCCAAGCCCGUGCAAACGAGGCUUUCGUCGGACUAGCACCGCAGGCUCGGCCUGAACUUGCGGUCUGGAGGAAUAUUCAACUCGGGCCUGCAGCUUUGGAAACGAGCCUGCUGUCUGGUGCAGCUUCGGGAAUAAAGGAGCCACAGGCGGCUGAGAGGGAGAAGCAGGGGGGAGAUGGUGACCAGGGAGGUGGCAUGGUGAGAGAGAAGCAGAGAGGAGGCGUAUUUGAGCAGAAGGAGUUGGUAGGGGAGCAGAUGGGAGUGGUGGGCGCGCAAGAGCAGUUGUUGGGGGAACAGUCGUACAAGGCACUGAUGAGUGCCUACCAAAGGGCAGGGCAGGCCGAGAAGGCUGAGGAGCUGCUGCUGGCGAUGGAGAAACGAGGCAUCCCCUUGACAGCGGACCUGUAUCAUAUGGUCAUGGACGCUCAUGGCAGGGCAGGCAACACAGCAGCUGCAGAGGGUAUUUUGGAGCGACAGCUCAACCACCACAGGCAACCACCUGCCGAAUCACCUGCCGAAUCACCUGCCAAAUCACCUGCCGAAUCACCUGCCGAAUCACCUGCCGAGGCAUUUGCCGAACCAUCUGACGCACCAACUGCUGAGCCACCUGCCAUACCUCCCUUCUCAGCAUCAUCUCCAGCAGCAAUUGGCUUGAGAUUAGGUGACAAUGUACCCUCAGAGUCAGACGCCACGUCAACCACAAUUGCCACGUCAGCAGCAUCAGCAGCCACCACACCGUUCGCGCCGCCCAGGCCAGACAUCGUCCAGCUCACCUCCCUCGUGCAUGCAUACCUGCGGGAGGGAAACUACCAGGAAGCAGCAGUGCGGGUGCGGCAGAUGCGGGAGCUGGGGCUGAUCCCCACCUACAAGACGUGGGCCACGGUGGUGAGCGGUGCUGCGCGGUGCAGAGAUCUAUCAGACUGCUGCGCUCUGCUUGAAGCUCUGUCUCACGUGGGGUUUGAUGUUCCUGAGAGAGUACUCCUCCAAUGUGACGACGACACCUGGACGGACAUUGACAGUCUGCUGACGUGGCUGCUGGCAAGGGAUGCCAGCUGGACCACAGAAGAAAGCAAGGCGAAUGGGAAUGAAGCAAGGAAUGUGGCAGGGGGGGUUACAUUGAGCACCACGGUGAACGAGGGAAGUGCAGUCACGGGUACAGAGGGAAGGGUGGCAGAGGGGAAUGCAAUGAAGAGCAGCACAACCACGGAGGGCAGUGCAGCGAGGAGCACAGUCAACGUGCUAAUAGACCUGCUGUGGUGCUUCGGUCAGCGAGCCAGGGCCCACCGCCUCUUCCUCCUCUCAACCCACCGCAGAGCGUAUCCGCGAUUCAUCGCUCGGGCUGCGCCAGAGGACUGGAAGCUGGACGUUCGCACGCUCUCCCCUGGAGCUGCCCUCGUUGCUCUACACCACUGGCUCGACAUGGUGCAGGACGCAGCUCUCCAGGGCGUUCCAGCACCCCGCCACGUCAGCAUCGUGACAGGUGGCAUGCUCCAGCGCACCAUCAACGGCGGCGGCGGCGGCGGCGGCAUGCCAGGUGGCAGCGUGUCAUUGAAGCGCACCGUGCGCAGCUGGCUGUGGGCCAUGGGGGCUCCGUUCAGAGCUGACGAGGACAGGGAGGGCGUGCUGACAGCUAGAGGCUAUUCUGUGGAGAGAUGGGUCAAGCUCGUCACCAUGCCGGCCACGGCGGGCCGCGUUCGCAUGCCAGCGAACAACAGGGUGCACAGUAGCGCAGCCCUGCAAACGCACGGCAUCUGGCAGAGCGCCAUCGGGUACGAUCCGUACGCUCCUGACGAGAAGAAAGCAGCCGACGGCGAGGAUAACGCGUACGACAGUUUCCAAGGACUGCUGCAGCUCGCGAAAUUGACGGGAUCUGGAGCCGACACGUCUCGCGGUUCGUGCAAGAAGUGCCAUCGUGUCGGCCAUUUGACGUUUCAGUGCCGGAAUUUUCUGACGGCCAAGGAGGACGUUAACGUUCCGGCGGAGCUUGCUGGAGGGUUGGCCGGCCAGAAACGGCCGGGGAUGGAAUUCGCGGAAGAGGAGAGUGACGUGUCGCUUAGCGAUGAUGACGGUGACGGGGAUUUGGCUGAAGCGGCGCGUUCUCGUGGUUUGAUACCCUCGAAAGCCGGGGAUGGCGCUUCGGAGAAGGAGAAGAAAGGAAACGAUUUGAAAAAGAAAGACAAGAAGAAAAAGAAGCACAAGAAAAAGAGCAGCAGUAAGAGGAAGAGAAGAAAGUCUGACAGUUCAGACGACGAUGAUUCGUUAUCCGACGAUUCGUUAUCGGAUAGUGACGACGACGAUUCCUCGUCUUCUGACGACGACAGGCGGAGGAGGCGGAGGAAAGGCAAGAAGGAGCGGAAGCGGAGCAGCAAGAGCAAGAAGUCAUCGUCACGCAAGCACAGGAGGCGGAGAGACGAGACUGAGAGUGAGAGUGAGGAGAGUAGUGGGAGUGAGAGUGAGGAGGUGUCUGAUGACAGUGAUAGCAGCGGUGGGGCGAGGAGGAAGAGGAAACGGAAGGAUAAAGAGGGGAAGAAGAAGCGGAGAGACAGGGACUGA